Molecule: messenger RNA, 2364 nt
Organism: Bemisia tabaci
Lineage: Eukaryota; Metazoa; Arthropoda; Insecta; Hemiptera; Aleyrodidae
Source: RefSeq, a predicted model, not a curated record
AUGGAUCGAUUUGUGAUUCGAAAGAAACAAAGCGACAACCUAGAGAGAAAUAAUUCUGCAAAAACGAACCCCUCUCCUUUUGAUAAGCAUGUGACUGAUAAAAAUGUAAGUUUUUCCGUCGCGCCUUCAACUAGCUGUGAUGAAAUAAGUACUACCGGCAGUGAUUCAGAGAAGUCUAAGCCAUCUGCUGCCCCUGAAAAAUCUAACUGUAACAAAAACAAAAAUAAUAGUGCUUCUACUACCAGUGAUAAACAAGAUAUCGCUGCGAUUAUUUCUGAUGAGUUGGCGCACAAAAAUGAGCCCAUUAAACAGAUAAAACUUUCAAUUUACCCGAAGAAUAAUCAAGGAAGAAUGUUUCGAUCUGAAUGGUAUAGUACUUUUCCUUGGCUGGAAUAUUCACCCACCCUUGAUUCUGCCUUCUGCUAUGUUUGCCGUUUAUACGCUGUUUAUACUAAGGAGCUGGCUUUCGUAAAAACGGGUUACAAUAACUGGAAACAUGCAUGUGAUAAAACAAAAUCUGGAUUUCACAAGCAUGAAAGUUCAUCCACCCACAUUGAAGCUGUAGCCUUUAUGAAUGAGCAAAAAACAAGACGAGAAUUGAAUGUUUCUGUUGAAACUCUAGUGAAUGAUAGUGUGCUCGAAAAACGCAGGUAUUACGUGAAAAGUAUAAUCGAAGUUGUGCAAUUUUUGGUCGUGAAUGAGCUUGCUUUAAGGGGCAAUUAUAAUUUGGAUGAACAUGUGGAGCAGGGUUUAUUUGAAAACCUUUUUGAAUUCACUAUUAGAAAAUAUGAAAAACUUGCUGAAAUUUGUAAUUCCAGUGUCAUCCCUAAAAAUGCUACCUACAAAUCACCUGAAAUUCAGAACGAAAUAAUUCAAAUUAUGACCGAGGCUAUUCAAGAAGAUGUGGCAAAUGAAGUUAACACGUCGGACGUCCCAUUGUUUACAUUAUUGGAAGACGGUACUAAGGAUAAAAAUCGGCGUGAAAAUGUUGCCACUGCUCUGCGCUACGUGAAAGACAAACACGUUUACGAAUCAAUACUGUCUAUUGAGUCUACAGAAAAAUUAGACGCCGAAACAUUCACAAAUGUAACUUUAGAAACAUUGGAGAGGAAAAACGUUAAACCGGAAAACAUGUUGAGCCAGUGCUACGAUGGAGCUAGCGUUAUGAGUGGCUCAGAUGGAGGUGUUCAAGCUCUAAAUCAGAAAAAGUUGAAAAAAAUUAUUCCCUAUGUCCAUUGCUUUAAUCAUAAGUUGCAUCUCGUUGUUGUGAAAACCGCCGAAAACGUGGUAAUAGUUCGCAUAUUUUUUGGACAAACCAAUGAACUUUAUAACUUUUUGUCACGCUCAAGAAUAGCACCUCAUUAUAAAGGUAAAGCUUUAUCACGACUCCUCGACCAAAGAUGGUCUGGCCAUCUUCAUGAUUGCGAAGUCAUAUACAAUGAGUAUAACCAUAUUUUAGAGACUCUCGAUCUUAUUGCCGAUAGCAAAGAGUCUGAAUUUGAUGGAGAUGAAGUCACUUUGAGUAUUGGUUUGCGUAAGGUGAUGAGGCAAAAAGAUUUUGUGUUUUGCUUGCUUAUAAUGAGAAAUAUCUUGCGCACGUUUAAGCCAGCGGAUACAAGCUUUCAAGAGCGCCAAAUCACGUUACUGGACGCAUCAGAUCUGGUAAAUUCUAUCCUCGAAUCUUUAAAAAUUUCGAGAACCGACGAAGUUUUUGAUAUGACAGUUCGCGAGCUCUCUUGUUUCACUGAAAUACAAGAAAACGUGAGACUUCGUAGAAAGCGUAAAUUCAAUUCCCGACUUAAUGUCUACGCCACAUUCGAGACCGUAGGACACAAAGACCAAGAUUCAGAUGUCGGAUUUAAAAGUUACAAAGCCAUUUACAAUGAAAUCUACGAUCUUGUUACAGCUGAAAUCAACAGAAGGUUCGAAAACACCGACUUGCUGAAAGCGAUCAGUGCAGCGGAAAAUUUAGAAUAUGAAAAUUCGAAAUUAAAUUAUUUGAAGGAAUUCGGCAUUACCGUCCCGAGUAAAGAGGAAAUGAUGGUUGCGAAAAAUUUUCUGGAGAGAAGAAAUGUUCCAAAAGACAAAAUAUUUGACGAACUAUAUUCUCAAAGAUCUGCAUUCAAAGACUGUGACGCGAUGUUAGCUGGGGUUAGAACAUUUGCUUGCAGUACAGCAGUCUGUGAAUCAACUUUUUCGGCUCUUACGAGAAUCAACAGAGCUCAGAGACUAUCAAUGACACAUAAGCGGAUGGCAAAUUUGACUCACCUAGCUUUUGAGGCGAAAAGAACAAAGGCACUGGACUUAGACAGAAUUCUUAAGAAGUUUAACGCCUCAAAAAAUCGUCGCCUGCAGCUUUACUAG